GUCACUGCUACCAGGCUGCUCGCACAAGGAGUGGCUUAACGCUGCGCAUCGCUGGACGAUAUCGCAAUAGUUGCUCAGCACUCGUGCCUGCUGCGUAGUGGCUGAAGCACUUGCAGUCUCUGUGCACGUCUGCAAGUAGCAGUAGGGCUGCAAGCAACUGCUGACUGAUGCGCGGCGCCCUCGUGAUGAUGCUGGCGACUUGCCGAGCGCUGCGACCCGCAGCUCUGCGGUUCGCCGCACGCCGCCGCAGCGGUGCAGCGCUCACGACGAUGUCCGCCGCCGCGCCGCCGCGCAAAAAAGUGAAGAGUAUAGUAGAAGUCACACCCGACUCUGUUAUUGGAGAGACGGUCACGGUCAAGGGCUGGGCAAGAACGGUACGAGCGCAGAAGGCGUUGGGCUUCUUGGAAGUCAACGACGGCUCGUCGUUCGGCGGGCUGCAGGUCGUCUUCGAGGGCGAUUUAGUAUCUAGCUUAAAAGGCGUCGGGACGGGCUGUGCGGUCUCAAUCGAGGGCGAGGUCGUGAAAGGUGGAGGAAAACAACCAAUAGAACUGAAAGCGUCGAGUUUCGAGUUGGUCGGAGGCUGUGAAUCAGACUACCCUCUCCAAAAGAAGCGCCACUCUUUGGAAUUCUUGAGAUCCAUCGCACAUCUACGACCGCGCACGAACACGUUAGCGGCAGCAGCACGGAUUCGCUCCACCCUAGCGCAAGCAGUACACGCGUUCUUCGACGAAGAAGGUUUUAAUUAUGUGCAUUCGCCCAUCAUCACGACGUCGGACUGCGAGGGCGCGGGCGAGAUGUUCCGCGUGACGUCGCUCGACGGGAAAGAACUUUCGCGUUCGUCGGAGAAAGACGACUUCGCCGACGACUUCUUCGCGAGGAGCGCUUAUCUGACUGUGUCAGGACAGUUGAGUGGAGAGGCUUAUGCGUGCGCGCUGGGCGAUGUCUACACCUUCGGGCCCACGUUCCGCGCGGAGAACAGCCAGACCGCAAGACACCUCGCGGAGUUCUGGAUGAUCGAGCCGGAGAUCGCGUUCGCGGACGCGAGCGGCGCGAUGGACAACGCCGAGGCGAUGAUGAAGUUCGUCAUUAAGAAGGCUUUGAGUGACUGUAAAAAAGAUUUGGAGUUCUGCGACAAGUUUUAUGGUAAUAAUGAGCUCAUUGACCGGCUGACGUCCAUCUCCGGGAGCGAGCCGUUCCUGCGGUUAUCGUACACGGACGCCGUGUCACUCUUACAGGAGGAAAUCGCGAAGGACCCGAAGAAGUGGCAGUUCCCCGACGUCGAGUUCGGCACGGACCUCGCCACGGAGCACGAGCGCUGGCUCGCGGAGGUGCACGCGGGCGGGCGGUGCGUUUUUGUGUAUGACUAUCCGCGGAGCAUCAAGUCCUUCUACAUGCGCGAUAACGACGACAAGCAGACGGUCGCGGCCUUUGAUCUCCUCGCGCCGGGCGUUGGGGAAUUGGUCGGCGGCUCGCAGCGCGAGGAGUCUUAUGAUAGACUUGUCGCGAAGAUGACGGAGUUUGGUUUAGAUCCGGAGGACUACUGGUGGUACCUGGACUUGCGGAAAUAUGGAAGUGUGCCGCACGCGGGCUACGGCCUCGGCUUCGAUAGAUUGGUGUGCUACGUCGCGGCGAUCGAGAACAUCCGGGACUCGAUCCCCUUCCCGCGGUACCCGGGGUCGGCGCAGUUCUAGGCGCGUAAGUGUGGGAGAGAGAGUCGCUUAUUGAGCAGCCCCUCUACCCCGUAC
Messenger RNA from Pelagomonas calceolata, 1745 nucleotides. The record is from the annotation of a GenBank genome assembly. NCBI's taxonomy places the organism in Eukaryota, Pelagophyceae, Pelagomonadales, Pelagomonadaceae.